AUGACAACAGGCUCAACAGAACUCAUUCAUAAUCAGAGUGGUAAUAAUAAAUUAAUAUAUUUUCUCUUGUCCUUAGAUAUUUAUGAGGAGCACUAUUGCGCAUAUAGCUGUGAUAUUGACUUUGGCCCUUGUUCAUGCAAGAGCUCUUGUCACUACCAUGGCGACUGUUGCCCUGACUAUGAGUUGUAUUGCCAAGCGCAUACAACAUCAUGGCCACCCAUAACAGCAUGUGGAGGACACCUGUAUGGUUCUGGGCUGUUUUCCAGUCCCAACUAUCCACACUAUUAUUAUAACAAUGCCUACUGUGUGUGGUAUCUUUCUGCCCAGGCAGGACAGAGGAUCUUCUUGUCAUUUGCCGAUGUACAAUUGGAGCACUGUUGUACCUGUGACUACAUCUCUGUACAUGAUGGUUCUUCUAUUGGUCAUCAACAAUUGGGAAGGAUCUGCUUCAAUGACACCAAACACCAGAUGUUUCACUCAUCUUCUCGAUACUUGACCGUUGUCUUCAGGAGUGACCACUCUGUUGUCAGCCAUGGCUUUAAGGCCCAGUUCACAAGCUCUCUGACUGCAGAUCAAGGUCGUGUGGACUGUUCUUCAGACAACAUGGUCAUUGUCAUUAGAACAUCGUACCUGAAUUCACUUGGGUUCAAUGGAAAUUACCUUUAUGUGGAUGACCAUCGGUGCAGACCCACCAUUAACAGUACUGAGGUUGUGUUCCACUUCUCUCUCAACACGUGCGGCACUGGCAAAGAGAUGAUGAAUGGUUAUGUGACUUACACCAACAACGUGCGGGCAUCUCAGUCUCAAUCGGGCGAGAUCACCCUUCAGCCACAGUUUCUGUUACAUGUGGGCUGCAGAAUGGAGCCGGACACUGUGGUGCAGAUACUCUACAAGGCUAAAGAGAACAUCAAUGCUAACAUCACAGGAGCGGGUCGCUUUAAUGCCAGCAUUGCCUUUUUCACCUCUAGCAGUUUCAACCAACAAAUUUUUCACUCUCCAUAUGAGGUGAACCUGAACCAAUACAUGUAUGUUCAGGUUUGGCUAAACAGACCUGAUACGAGCCUGGAUCUCUUCCUGGAGACCUGUGUUGCAUCUCCAGAUCCAAAUGACUUCAAAACCCGCUCCUAUGACCUGCUGCGUAAUGGAUGUCCCAGAGACAGCACAUAUUAUUCCUACAUCAACGGUCAGCAGUAUUACGCACGGUUCCGUUUCCAGGCUUUUAAGUUCCUUCGGACACAUGCCAAUGUGUACCUGCAGUGUAAGGUGAUCAUUUGCCCUGAUAAUGAUUACAACUCUCGGUGUCGUCAGGGGUGCCUUUUACGUCGCAAGAGGUCCCUUGAAUCCAACCACCACACCAAUACUGUGAUACUGGGGCCAAUCACACUCAAAAGUCAGAGGGAGAAAGGCCUGGUGUGA
Paramisgurnus dabryanus is the source of this 1416-nucleotide messenger RNA. The record is from RefSeq and is a predicted model, not a curated record. NCBI's taxonomy places the organism in Eukaryota, Metazoa, Chordata, Actinopteri, Cypriniformes, Cobitidae.